Messenger RNA from Racocetra fulgida, 384 nucleotides. The record is from the annotation of a GenBank genome assembly. NCBI's taxonomy places the organism in Eukaryota, Fungi, Glomeromycota, Glomeromycetes, Diversisporales, Gigasporaceae.
AUGGACUACCAUAGUCCUGAAGGUUCAACUUCUGGCAAAGUACCAAAUCCAACCGAUCUGUCUCGUCGGCUUGAAUCUACUCAACAAGAGCAGCAAACAAAGGACAAUUGGAGUGACGAUGAAAAUUCAACUGCCACUCCGUCGCGAUCCCCUAAUAACAGUAUUCCUCGUGUUGACCUUCAAACUAGUACUCAAUUGUCUCCCGUGAACCUUCAAUGCUGUUGUGGUAACGAGAAUUGUCCAAACCUUGCUGCAUUUUUAAGAAGUUUAAAAUCCAUGGAAGACCACCUAAGAUUAGCUGCUGAAAUUGGGCAAGCUCUUUUACAGCAGCAAGGUGUGUAUCAAGAAGAAAUAAAAGAGUACCAGCAAAAGAUAGAGCAUCAG